This is a messenger RNA of Fulvia fulva, 3381 nucleotides long. Its product is annotated as Structure-specific endonuclease subunit slx4. The record is from RefSeq and is a predicted model, not a curated record. Gene Ontology annotation, cellular component: nucleus; Slx1-Slx4 complex. The coding region runs from base 1 to 3381 and encodes 1126 amino acids. Gene Ontology annotation, molecular function: 5'-flap endonuclease activity; DNA binding. Gene Ontology annotation, biological process: DNA replication; DNA repair. Lineage: Eukaryota; Fungi; Ascomycota; Dothideomycetes; Mycosphaerellales; Mycosphaerellaceae. The transcript has a single exon.
AUGGCCGCGCGCAGCCCAAUCGUACUCGACUCUCCAUCACCCACUGUCUCCGAAUUGCCUCCGAUAACGCCACAGCACCACAGAAAGUCCUCGUCUGUUGCCACCGACUCCUCUCCAGGCCUGCUGAGUAUAGGCAAACUCCCAAGACCCGCCAAUGCAGGCCUCAUAUCGGGAAUACGUGUACAAGAACUACCACAGGGCGCAAAGGCCGAUUUCGCGAGUGCUGCGAGUCUAUGGAAGGCACAGAAGUCGGAAGCAGAGGCAGGGACAGCACGACAGCAAGAUGAGGACACUGCAAUAUUGAAGGCGGCAACAGACGUCGAUACCGCGAGCAACAAUGCAGGCAGACUGCCCAGGCGAAAGCGGACGGAGGAAAGAGCCCCCUCCAGAGAGCCCAGCAUCACAGCGCAGAGCCCGCUGAGCGCAUAUGCGUACCAGGAUGGCAAUGAACGAAGGAAGAGCAUAUCAGCCAGUCCCGCGCCCACUCAGAGAUUCAAUGCCGAGCCAGUGCAGCUACAGGAUCCACAACCCGCACGAGUCCCGAGCAGGUCAUUGUCCGAGUAUGACUUCCGACCAGAAGAACACACGACUCUUCAUGCCCCAACACUACCUUCUGAGCCAGUGAAGAAGCCACGAAAGAGUAGGGCGAAAGUCGAUGAUGCGACAGCAGAUGGACAAGCAAAGAAGCCUCGAAAGCGGACAGCAAAGAAUGCCGAGCCAGGUGAAGGCACCAAGAAGAAGUCACGACAGCCGCUGAAGAAGUCUGAGUCCACGGUCUUGAACUCGGAUGACCUUGCUGCGACUCAGGCGAACACAUACUCGAGGAUAGAGAUACCUUCGCCGCCUCCAAAGGUCAAGAGGAUGAGGAAGACGACAUCGAAGUCUGCUUCAAUGCCAGCGGGCGAUGCGCCUUUGAACAAUAUCGACACCACCAAGGUGACUUCUGAGAGGUCGACGUACUUUGACGAGGCACCCAAACAGGACGAAGAAGAGCUGCCGGCACGAGCAGCGACUGAAGAUCUAGACGAGGUUCAAGCUUCCGAUACUGUCGGAAGACAAGGCUUUGCCCGGGACAGUACGUCCAAAUCACCUACCUUGCCGCAAGCUGCUCCUCGAAGGAGGCUCAGUUGGACCCCCACGAAGAAGACUGUGAUCAAGAUACUCGACGAUCAUGAGACUGCCCCUGCUAUCGAUUCUGGUGAUGCGGAGACGACAACGAAAUCGCUAGCAGACAUUGUCAGCGGCUUUGGCUACGCAAGUGGUAGUGCCUACGUCCCACCCACAGCAGGGCAACGUUCAGCCUCAGGUGAGGCGUUGACCAAAAGACGGCGAAUCGAUCUUGCAGACGAGGCCACCAAGGCUCCAGCUCGGCGGAGAGCAUCACCUAGACCAGCACCAGCAGAGAAGGCAGAGAAACCAAAGAAAGCCAAAGCACCGAAGAAGAAACCGCAGACUAUCACCGAUCUAGCAACGAAGGCUUAUCGAGCCCCAGAAGAAGAAGAGGCCUCAGCACAGCCCACGGUCUCUGAGUUCUUUACUGCACAGAAAGCAGACACUGUACUAGUGGCCGACAGUAAUGCCGAUGACACGAUUGUAAAGCCAAAAAAGCCUCGCAAGCCUCGCACGAAGAAGGUUGAUGGCAAUGGCUCGAAGCCGACUUCUGCGCUGAAGACGAAGCCCAAGAAAGCGAAGAAAGUCAGGAUUGUUGAGGAUGACCAUCUGGCAAACCUUCAUACACCAGGUGAAGCACGAGCUCAAGAAAGAAGCCAAGACUUUCUGUUUGGAACAUCCAGCCAACUCGGUGUGGAUGACUCGCCUACCUUUAUCCGGGAUAUGCAAAUUGCUGUCCGGGAGUCAGAAGUGGUUCCUCCUUCGCAGAUUGACGGUCCAAAAAGUCGUGCAAGAGUGCUCAAUGGUCCUGAUAGCGUCACCAGUCUAUCGAUCAUUCAAGCGAACAAAGACCUCUGGUGUACAGCCGCGCGAGACACGGAUGGGGAUGUGAUGCGACUUGACUCGGCUACUAUUAGGAUUGUGCAAGCCAGGGAAACUCGUGAUGUUCAGAAGCCUCCGGAUUCAGCAGUUAACCCAGCUGCGCCAUCAAAUCUCAUGGAGGACACCUCGCCUCAGCGUAUAGUACAUGUGCCACGGUUUUCGCAAGACCUCGGAGGCAUUACGUCUCCGGCUGAAGCGCCCACGAUGAAAGAGCCUGCUCCAAUCGCGCAUGAAAGCGUUCUCGAGCAAGACAUCGUUGAUCUUUGUCAUACUUCGCCCAUCGCUGAGAAUACCAACGCAAUGUUGCCCAUCGCGCCAGAUAUGCCUGAAGUCAUGGCUCCACCUUCAGCAGAUUCGAUGGCUGUGCAGAACGCGAUACUCGACGCCAACGAGCCCCGAUCUGAAGAAAUUUGGGCUAUCUUACCAAGCGAUAGUCCACCAGAAGAGCAGCCAGACAUGCCUCCUUUACCCGCAGCUGUGGGCAUUCAUUCGCCGUCGAAACGAAAUAUCAGAACGAUACCUCAGCUUAGGCGCUCAGCAACUUCACCUAUACGUCAACGGACAGCACUGCAAGCCCUCGAUGCUAAUAUCAGUCCACUUCCUCUAACUUCACCAGGGAAAGGUCGAGCACCGGCAUUGCAGCGAUUCCUUGCUACACCAGCAGUAUCGAGCCCGCCGAAGCGUGGGCGACCUAAGAAGAGCAUCACAACUGACGAUACGUCUGCAGUCUCGCCCAGAAAGCGUGGCAGACCACGGAAAACAGACUCACUCACUUCGCCGAAGCCGAAGAAAGCCGUCGGCACUUCCGCCUCCCAGCCAGUGCAAUCAAGAUCGUCCGGUUUCGAAAACAUCGAUGAGAUCUCCGAUUCAGACUCACCAACAACACCAUCACCGCCGCGAAGACGUGCUGCGUCAUCUCCGCCGGAAGCGCGAACACUUGAGCUUGACACUGUGGCGUCACCAUCGAAGUCGACAAUGCCGCGCACCGCGCUUCUCACGCUUAAGCCCGGUGACCAUUACUUUGUGAUUGCCAUCCAACCUUCACUUUUCCCGCAGAUCACGAACACCGUCAAGUCUGCGCCACCAAGCAACAGCCUCACCAACUCAAGUUGGCAUGAGAAGAUUUUGCUUUACGACCCGAUCGUGCUUGAGGACUUCACUGCUUGGUUGAACGAGCAAGGUCUGAGGAUCGAGCUACAGCGUCUGAAGCCGAAGACUAAGACAAAGGGAAGGAAGAAGAAGGAUGCGCCCUUAGUGCCUGAUGAGCCUGAGUAUGAGACAGUGAAGGAGGAAUUGAAGCCGUGGAUGGUGCAGAAGUGGUGCGAGGAGAAGAGUGUUUGCUGCCUCUGGAAGGAAGGGCUUCGUGGUGGAGUAAGGACGAGGUAUUGA